Messenger RNA from Monopterus albus (swamp eel), 2658 nucleotides. RefSeq names its product protocadherin beta-16-like. Gene Ontology annotation, molecular function: calcium ion binding. NCBI's taxonomy places the organism in Eukaryota, Metazoa, Chordata, Actinopteri, Synbranchiformes, Synbranchidae. The transcript has a single exon. The record is from RefSeq and is a predicted model, not a curated record. Gene Ontology annotation, biological process: homophilic cell-cell adhesion. Bases 223 to 2658 code for a protein of 811 amino acids. Gene Ontology annotation, cellular component: plasma membrane.
UCUAUGUUGCAUUUCAGGGAUGUGCUUUGUAAGAUCACAUAGGCUGUGUGGGACCACCAGGAAGCGUAUACAUCCUGAUAAAGAAAGCCUUUAUUUGGUGUCCAGCUAAAUUUAAUUUUCUUUUCCAGUAUACGAACAUAGCAUAUGUGGAAGAGUGGAUGUUUGUGAAUUCAGACUGGAGGAUUUCUUUUCUUUUUUCCUCGGAAAACGUCCCUUUCUGACAUGGCGUAUCACCAAUCACUCUGCAAAUGGCGUUUGCAUUCCGGACCUCAACGGGUAAUAGUUACUUUGUUGCUUUGCUUCUUUUAUGUUGUAGCUGGUCAGAUCCGCUACUCCACACCAGAGGAGAUGAGGAAGGGCUCUUUUAUCGGUAAUGUAGCGCAGGAUCUUGGAUUGGAUCUGAAAAGGCUCCGUUCUGGUCGGGCCCGUAUUGUUACCGGAGAAAACACUCAGUAUGUCGAGCUGAAGACAGACAAAGGGAUUCUAGUCGUGAAUGAGCGAAUAGACCGAGAGCAGCUUUGUGGAGACGUCACACCCUGCAGCUUCAGCUUCGAAAUUAUUUUAGAAAAUCCGAUGAAGCUACAUCACAUAACGAUUGAAGUGUUAGAUGUGAAUGACCACCCUCCGGUAUUCAAGAAAUCAGAUAUCAUGUUAGACAUAAGCGAAUCCGCCAACAUUGGGGCGCGAUUUGUGCUGGACAGUGCAGAAGAUCCCGACGUUGGCGUUAAUGGCCUGCAAAAUUAUGUUUUAACCUCAAAGGAUAAUUUCGUUUUGAAAGAGCAUGUUAAUCCAGACGGAAGUAAAUAUGCAGAGAUGGUGCUUCAGAAACAGCUAGACAGAGAGGACGUCCCUCGUCUGUCUUUAAAGCUGAUAGCAGUAGAUGGUGGCAGUCCGCAGAGAUCUGGAACCGUAAAUAUCGAUAUAAAUGUGUUAGAUGUUAAUGAUAAUGCUCCCGUUUUCAACCAGUCUGUUUAUAAGGCCACUGUCAUAGAAAACACAGCGAAGGGCACUAAUAUUGUGACCGUGAAUGCUACAGACGCAGAUAGCGGAUCUAAUGGCUACAUCACAUACUCAAUUUCAAAUAUAAAAAGCAAUAUAGCUGAUUUGUUAUCUAUAGAUCAAGUCUCUGGUGCCUUGGUUGUUUCUGGUUCAAUAGAUUUUGAGAAAGAUAAAAGAUAUGAGCUCAGAAUCGAUGCAAAAGAUCAAGGAGGCCUGACAGAUUCAAGUAAAGUGAUAAUUGAUGUAAUUGAUGUGAAUGACAACGCCCCUACUAUUAGCAUUGUAUCAUUCACUAGUCCUGUGUCAGAAGACUCCCCUCCUGGUACAACUAUUGGAAUUUUAAAUGUUAAAGACCUUGAUUCGGGUGAAAACGGACAGGUGAUGUGUAAAAUAGAACAAAAUACACCUUUUAAGAUUAAAUCAAGUUUAAGAAAUUAUUACACUUUGGUAACAGAUACUGUAUUAGAUCGUGAAAGUGUUUCAGAGUAUAAUAUCACUGUUGUUGCGACAGAUGCGGGGAUGCCUCCCCUCUCAACUAAAAGAACGUUUCAUUUGAUGGUUUCUGAUGUGAACGAUAAUGCUCCUGUGUUUUCACAAAAUAUAUACAGUGCGUUUAUCAUAGAGAACAACUCUCCAGACGUUUCCCUUCUCACUGUUAGUGCCAAAGAUCUCGAUGAAAGCCAAAACGCCCGUAUUUCUUAUAUUCUGGUAGAUUCUGAUUUUGGUGGAUCUCCAGUUUCCCGCUGUGUGUCAGUUAAUGCAGAAAGUGGAGUGAUAUAUGCACUACGCUCAUUUGAUUAUGAGCAAAUCAAGGAACUGGUUUUUAUCGUCAAAGCUCAGGAUGGAGGCUCUCCUCCUCUCAGUAGUAAUGUGACUGUGACAAUACUGAUCCAGGACCAGAACGACAACCCCCCUCAGGUCCUGUACCCAGUCCAGACUGGAGGCUCUGUGGUGGCUGAAAUGGUGCCUCGUUCAGCAGAUGUGGGCUAUCUGGUCACUAAAGUGGUGGCUGUUGAUGUGGACUCUGGACAGAAUGCCUGGCUCUCCUAUAAACUGCAGAAAGCCACAGACAGGGCGCUGUUUGAAGUGGGCUUACAGAAUGGAGAAAUCAGAACUAUCCGCCAGGUGACUGAUAAAGACACAGUGAAACAGAGACUGACUGUUAUAGUGGAGGACAACGGGCAGCCCUCUCGUUCAGCUACAGUCAUUGUUAACGUGGCGGUGGCGGACAGCUUCCCUGAAGUGCUGUCGGAGUUCACUGACUUUCCACACGACAAGGAGUACAAUGACAACCUGACUUUUUACUUAGUGCUGGCUCUGGCUGUAGUUUCCUUCCUCUUCAUCACCUGUUUAGUGGUUAUUAUAUCAGUGAAGAUCUACAGGUGGAGACAGUCUCGCAUCCUGUAUCACUCCAAUCUCCCUGUGAUUCCAUAUUAUCCACCACGUUACUCAGACACUUUGGGGACAGGGACUCUCCAACACGUGUACAACUACGAGGUGUGUAGGACGACUGACUCCAGGAAGAGUGACUGUAAGUUUGGUGGAGCUGGUAGUCAGAACGUGUUGAUAAUGGACCCCAGUUCUACAGGGACGAUGCAGCGGAUACAGGGUGAGAAGAGCAUCCUGGAUGAACCAGACUCUCCUCUAGAGGUCAGUUAA